CAGAGGUCAGCAAUGUCACACAUCAACACCACCGAGCUGCAGUCGCUCCUGCUCUCCUUCCUGCAGCACUGCUUCAACAGCACCAGUAUACUGUCUCCACAGAUACCUCAGAACUACACUACCCAGCCGGCUGCACAGGCUGGAGCCCGGGCCCACGCUCAGUCUCAGGGCAUGAUGUAUAUCAUCCUGGUGGUUGGCAUGUUCAGCUUCUUCACAUUCGGUAUCAUGCUCAGCUACAUUCGCUCCAAGAAGCUGGAGAGCUCUCAUGAUCCGUACCACCAGUACAUUGCCCACGACUGGACCAAGGCGAUAACUCCGCCCAGGGCCGUGGCUCAGGCUCUGCACAGGGAAGCUGCAAGUCCCGGAGCCGGCGGCAAAGAGCCCAUCGUCAUCUGCAACCCUGCAACGCUGGAGCAGCUGCCAGACUAG
Perca fluviatilis (European perch) is the source of this 429-nucleotide messenger RNA. RefSeq names its product potassium voltage-gated channel subfamily E member 1-like. Lineage: Eukaryota; Metazoa; Chordata; Actinopteri; Perciformes; Percidae. Bases 13 to 429 code for a protein of 138 amino acids. Gene Ontology annotation, cellular component: membrane. The transcript has a single exon. The record is from RefSeq and is a predicted model, not a curated record. Gene Ontology annotation, molecular function: potassium channel regulator activity; delayed rectifier potassium channel activity; voltage-gated potassium channel activity involved in ventricular cardiac muscle cell action potential repolarization. Gene Ontology annotation, biological process: ventricular cardiac muscle cell action potential; negative regulation of delayed rectifier potassium channel activity; regulation of heart rate by cardiac conduction.